Messenger RNA from Salvelinus namaycush (lake trout), 910 nucleotides. RefSeq names its product serine/threonine-protein kinase PAK 2-like. The transcript is spliced from 7 exons. Gene Ontology annotation, molecular function: protein serine/threonine kinase activity. The annotation marks the transcript as partial. Lineage: Eukaryota; Metazoa; Chordata; Actinopteri; Salmoniformes; Salmonidae. The record is from RefSeq and is a predicted model, not a curated record.
GUCCUCGGGGCCCAAUUCCAGAAGAGCAGCUAAACAAGUGAAAACAGUUUAUUAACUAAACUGAAGACAGUUUAUUAGCUAAAAUCUGAAUUAAAUCACAGCGCCAGAUCAGUGUACCGCGGAGACAAAGAGAGGAGGAGGGGCGGGGUUUCAGGAGUUUUACAUGAGACGAGAUAUUGCUUCCUAGUUAAGCUUACUGGUGUGUGUGUGUGUGUGUAGAUGUGUGACAGCGGUGUGUGUGAAGACAAGCCCCCCGCCCCCCCUGUCAGAAUGAACAGCCAAGGAGGCGGAGCCAAGGACUCCGUGUCGGGCAACUACAACUCUCGGUCCCUCCCCUCUGUUCCUGAGGAGAAACAGAAACGAAAUAAAAUCAUCUCCAUGUUCGCCUCAGAGAAAGGAGGCAGGAAGAAGGAUCGUGAUAAGGACAACAGACCAGAGAUCUCCUCUCCGUCAGACUUUGAACACACCAUCCAUGUGGGCUUCGACGCCGUCACAGGAGAGUUCACAGGCAUGCCGGAGCAGUGGUCCAACCUGCUCCAGACGUCUAACAUCAGUAAAUCGGAGCAGAAGCAGAAUCCUCAGGCUGUUCUGGACAUUCUCAAGUUCUACGACUCCUCCACCGCAAAACAGAAAUACCUCUCCUUCUCAGAAAAAGAUGCACAGUCGCCUGGAAAGCAGGGUGCCACGUCCUCGCCAUCAGGCGGUAAAGACGGUGAUGAUGAUGACGAUGAGGAUGGAGACGAAGCUCCGCCCCCUAUUGUGGCGCCACGGCCUGAGCACACCAAAUCAGUGUACACCAAGUCUGUCAUCGACCCACUUCCCCCGCUGCCAGAGCCUGACUCCGCCUCCAACAGGAACAAGAAGAAACAGCAGGGCAAGAUGACUGACGAGGAAAUCAUGGAGAAACUAC